Molecule: messenger RNA, 973 nt
Organism: Cynara cardunculus var. scolymus (artichoke)
Lineage: Eukaryota; Viridiplantae; Streptophyta; Magnoliopsida; Asterales; Asteraceae
Product: B3 domain-containing protein At3g19184-like
Exons: 7
Coding region: 1-693 (230 amino acids)
Molecular function (GO): DNA binding
Source: RefSeq, a predicted model, not a curated record
AUGGUGGCUUCCAAGAAGGUAAACUAUGAAGAAUCUCGGAUGAAAAGGUUGGAAGAAAACAAGAAAAGAAUGGAAGAAUUGAAACUCACUGCUCUAGCUCAAUCUCUUCGAACCACCUUAAGCCCAAAGCCCUCUCCUAUGAAGAAGGUGAAGCGGACACCUAGACAGCCGCUGGACCUGUCUGCCGUGAGGAGGUCCAAUCGUGUCGCCGACAAGCCACCAGCAAGUUACAAAGAAGUCCCCAUCGAACCUUUGGGAAGGCGUAGGAGUUACGGUAAAAGUGCAAGGGAUUUAUCAAAUCGAGUAUAUGCCUCUCAUGAAGAUAGAGAGUACACUUCAGGGAGAGCAGAAGAACUACACUCCACCUUGGAAGCUGAUUUCCCAAGCUUUGUAAAGCCAAUGCUUCAAUCCCAUGUUUCAGGUGGAUUUUGGCUGGGUCUUCCUGUCCAUUUCUGCAAGAGCCACCUUCCCAAACGUGACGAAAUAAUGACCCUAGUUGAUGAGGAUGGCGAUGAAUGGCAAACAAAGUACCUCCCUAGGAAAACAGGACUUAGUGGCGGAUGGAAAGGGUUUGCUGAAGAUCAUAAGCUAGUCGAUGGCGAUGCACUAGUUUUCCAACUUAUCAAACUAACUGUUUUCAAGGUUUACAUUAUUAGAGUGAAUCAAGCUGAAGAUGGUGAUGAGUCUCGAUAAGCCACAACAGCUAGAUAAUAGCAUGAUUUUGCUGAUCAGGUACACGCUACCGAUGCCUACUAGCGUAGGCAUUUUCAUUUUAACGAGUUUUUUGGCCAUUCUAUUAGCUUACAAGUAAUCAUGGAACCAAAUGUGUCAUACUGAACGAAUCGGCAAGCACUUAUAUCGUGCAGGAGUCGUAGAAAUCGAUAGAUAUACGUCUCGUUGUGGCGCCUGGAUACGAAUCAUUUUCGUGAUGAUUUGUUUGUCUUUGAUCCAGAAAUUGUAUCACUAACACUAA